AUGAACCAUUAUGCCACUAAGAAGAGUACAGCUCAGAGCAUGCUUGACAUAGCUCUACUAAUGGCCAACUCCUCUCAGCUAAAGAGGCACUGCAGGCCUGAGUAAUGAUUCCAUCUCAUUGCACUCAUCAUUCUGUCUCUCAUACUCCAGGUCAUUGCUGGCCUCCUUCUGAUCUUCAUUGUGAAACAUAACCUGAAUGAUGAAAGGAAGCAACCUAAACUGAACAUGUUAAACAAUGUGGCUACAGUUUUCAUCUAAAUUACUCUCAUCAUUGCCUUGGGCUUUGAUUCUGGUCAGUGACGGUGCACAAUUUUUUGUUGGUUAUUUCCAAAUGUAGAUCUUUAUUAAUAGUGGAAUCUAUAAUUUAGGAUAAUGCAUGUAUAUGUUAGCAGUGUAUAACAGUAAAAUAUGUUAAUUUGUGAGGUGCCAUGCAGCUCAUAAACUGGGUGCAUCCAUUUGUGUUAUGUACUGUCUCCACAUAUUGCUCUGCUUACCUAUUGCUAUGUCACUUUUGUUCACUUUUAGGAGUUAUUUAAUGGAUGCUGCCAGUCCUCAAAUGGACUCUUCUGGGGAUGAUUAAAUUAUAUUCAAACAUUA
Messenger RNA from Pangasianodon hypophthalmus (striped catfish), 597 nucleotides. RefSeq lists its product as uncharacterized. Gene Ontology annotation, cellular component: membrane. Gene Ontology annotation, biological process: cell adhesion; tissue regeneration. The record is from RefSeq and is a predicted model, not a curated record. Lineage: Eukaryota; Metazoa; Chordata; Actinopteri; Siluriformes; Pangasiidae.